Molecule: messenger RNA, 543 nt
Organism: Trifolium pratense (red clover)
Lineage: Eukaryota; Viridiplantae; Streptophyta; Magnoliopsida; Fabales; Fabaceae
Product: formin-A-like
Exons: 1
Coding region: 1-543 (180 amino acids)
Source: RefSeq, a predicted model, not a curated record
AUGGGAACACUUCACACAAUAGCAACACUAAGAUUGUGUUGCUUCAUAAUUGUGUUGCUAUCUCAAACAGUUACUAUAGCGGUUGGCGAUUUUAUAGAUCAGAAGAAUCUUACAACUAACUCAAAAGAUGAAGUGAAGUGCACGCCGUGUGGUCAAGUUCCAUCUCCGCCGCCACCUUCUCCACCUCCGCCAUCACCGCCGCCUGCUUCCACCGGUAACUGUCCUCCGCCUCCGUCACCACCGAGCUCCGGUGGUGGUGGUGGUUCAACUUAUUACUCUCCACCACCGCCGUCGGUGUACUACUACUCAUCUCCACCGCCUCCGGCGAGUGGUGGAGGUGGUGGAGGUGGCGGUUAUUAUUAUCCGCCACCGACUGAUGGAAGUGGGGGUGGGAAUUAUCCGACUCCACCUCCACCGAAUCCAAUUGUGCCGUAUUUUCCAUUUUACUACCAUACUCCGCCGCCGUCCACGGCGGCUCUGGUGAAGGGAUCGAUAAUGCUCUAUGCUGUCUCUCUUUUACCUAUUUUUCUUGCUUUCUUUUAA